Corylus avellana is the source of this 2391-nucleotide messenger RNA. RefSeq names its product cellulose synthase-like protein G3. Gene Ontology annotation, biological process: cellulose biosynthetic process. Gene Ontology annotation, cellular component: membrane. Gene Ontology annotation, molecular function: cellulose synthase (UDP-forming) activity. NCBI's taxonomy places the organism in Eukaryota, Viridiplantae, Streptophyta, Magnoliopsida, Fagales, Betulaceae. The record is from RefSeq and is a predicted model, not a curated record.
UCGAUUCUGAUAAGGGGAGUUAUUUGGCUUAGAAGAAUCUCGUAGCAGAAAACAUGGAGGAGCAGAGAGUGCGCAGCAGCAGUAGCAGCUCCAUAUCCUCUUCCCCUCCCCUUCACACGCUAAGACAUGCACGUCGGACGGCGUUCAACCGCGCGUUUGCGGCGGUUUACACCUGUGCAAUCUCAGCACUUCUCUACUACCACGCACUCAAACUCAUCCACUCCGCCACGCUGUCAUCCUCCUUCUUCAUCUCCCUCUCCUUCUUCCUCUCCGACGCUGUCCUCGCCUUCAUGUGGGCUUCCCGGCAGUGUUUCCUCAUGACUAUCGUCUACCGCGACGAAUACCCUGAGAACCUCGAAAGGGUGCUGAAGAAACCAGAUUUUCCGGCGCUGGACGUGUUCAUAUGCACCGCGGAUCCGUACAAGGAGCCGCCGAUGAGAUUGAUCAGCACGGUUUUAGCAGUCAUGGCUUAUGAGUAUCCGACGGAGAAGAUUUCGAUCUAUGUAUCGGACGAUGGGGGAUCGGAGCUGACGCUGUUUGCUUGCAUGGAAGCUGCCAAGUUUGCAACUCACUGGUUACCGUUCUGUAGGAAGAAAAACAUGAUACACAGGAGCCCAGAAGUUUAUUUUGCAUCAAAUCACUCUUGGUGCUCCGAAACUGAGAAGAUUAAGAUACUAUAUGAAAGCAUGAAAACCAGGGUAGAGAAUGUGCUUGAGAGUGGGAAAGUUGGCGAAGAGUAUAUCAAUGAGGAUCUACAGUGUGGAGCUUUAAGCAAAUGGACAGAUGGGAGUUUUACUCGCCAAGAUCAUCCCACUGUCAUUCAGAUCCUAUUAGAAAGUAGCAAAAGCAAAGACACCACAGGCCACUUGACGCCAAACCUCAUCUAUGUCUCUAGGGAAAAGAGGAGGACUUCACCCCACAAUUUCAAGGCCGGUGCCCUCAAUGUCUUGCUUCGAGUGUCGGCUACCAUGAGCAAUGCACCUAUAUUCCUGACCCUAGAUUGUGAUAUGUACCCGAAUGAUCCUCAAACACCUCUUCGUGCAUUGUGUUACCUAUCAGAUUCUAAAAUUCAGUCCCAAUUAGGAUAUGUUCAAUUCCCUCAGAUGUUUCAUGGGAUAAACAAGAAUGACAUUUAUGCUUGUGAAUAUAAACGAAUAUUUCAAACUAAUCCAACGGGAUUGGACGGACUGGUGGGACCUAAUUAUGUCGGAACCGGAUGCUUUUUCAAUCGACGGGCUUUCUUCGGAGGUCCAUCGGCAACAAAUGUGACACCAGAAAUCCCCGAGCUUAGCCCAAACCAUGCCGUGGACAAGAACAUUCAGUCCCAACCAAUUCUGGAAUUGGCACACAAGGUUGCAGCGUGUGAUUAUGAGAACAAGACUCAAUGGGGCUUAGAGAUGGGCUUCAAAUAUGGAUCUUUGAUUGAGGAUUUCUACACUGGUUUUCGGCUAACAUGCGAGGGAUGGAGGUCCGUAUUUUGCAAACCCAAGAGGCCUGCCUUUUUGGGUGAUGCACCCAUCUCCCUCAUCGAUGCUCUGCAACAAUGCCAGCGAUGGAUGAUCGGCGGUCUUCAGGUUGCCUUCUGCAAAUUCCGGCCGAUAACCUUUGGCGUCAGGUCUGUGGGCCCUCUCGUGGGCCUUGCCUACACAAAUUAUUCUUUCUGGUCCUUUUGGUUUGUUCCUCUCACAAUAUAUGCUUUCCUGCCCCAACUAGCUAUUCUCAAUGGGCUCACUAUAUUCCCAAAGUUAUCAGAGCCAUGGUUUUUCUUGUACGUGUUUCUUUUCCUUGGAGCCUAUGGACAAGAUCUCUUUGAAUUUGUAAUAGAGGGAGGAACAGUUCAAAAAUGGUGGAAUAAUCAGAGAAUGUGGAUGAUAAGAGGGCUCUCAUCCUUCAUGUUCGGGUUCCUCGAGUUCUUUCUCACCCGUUUAGGCAUUUCCACCUAUGGCUUCGGGUUGACCAGCAAAGUGGUUGAUGAUGAACAAAGCAAAAGAUACGACCAAGGUAAAUUUGAGUUUGGAGUCUCAUCACCCAUGUUUGUGCCUCUAACAAUGGCGGCGAUAAUCAAUUUGGUCUCCUUUUUUAUGGGACUCAUGCAAGUUAUAAGAGGCAGCAGCAGUGUGGAGGGUCUCUUUCUGCAGAUGUUCAUAGCAGGUUUUGUAGUUUUGAAUUCCCUGCCAAUUUAUGAAGCCAUGGUCUUGAGGAGUGACAAAGGAAGAAUGCCUUUCAAAACUACUAUAAUUUCUACCCUUCUUGCAUUGCUAUUGACAUUUGGAGCUUGGCCCAAUCUUGUGUCACUUCUUGCUAUAAGUACAUUUCUUGCUCUGAAAUGAGUAGAAACUUUGUUGUUUGUAUGUGAUCAUUGUCAAAUUAUGAAUUCGAACUUUUUUGCUA